AUGAGCGACGAACCCACGCCCACGCGCGACGACCAAUCGCCCGCCUCGUCGUCCGCGUCUUCGAUUGACGACCACGAGAUUCACGCACCGGUGCCCAAGAGACCUGCGCUGCCUAGCCGUAAAAGCAGUGGUACCCUUAUUGUGCCAAGCGGCUCUGCCCAGAUCGGACCAGUACCACAACAUCUCCAACCCGACGAUGCGAGGGCAAUGAGUCCACGGAGAACGAGCGAGGACCUCGAGAACAUGGGGCGCCAGGCGCGCGAGGAGCUCCACAGACAUGCUCGCGCGCUGCAAGAGUCCCUGCUCCUGAUCUUCAACCGCAUAGAGGCUGUCAAAGAAGAGCACGACAAACUGGACAACAACAACAAGUUCCUGCAGAAGUACAUUGGCGACCUUAUGAGCACGAGCAAAAUCACGGCUACUGCGAGCCGUGGCCGGAAGUGA
This is a messenger RNA of Pseudomassariella vexata, 444 nucleotides long. RefSeq lists its product as uncharacterized. Gene Ontology annotation, cellular component: trans-Golgi network. NCBI's taxonomy places the organism in Eukaryota, Fungi, Ascomycota, Sordariomycetes, Amphisphaeriales, Pseudomassariaceae. The coding region runs from base 1 to 444 and encodes 147 amino acids. The transcript is spliced from 2 exons. The record is from RefSeq and is a predicted model, not a curated record.